This is a messenger RNA of Aspergillus sclerotioniger CBS 115572, 782 nucleotides long. RefSeq lists its product as uncharacterized. The record is from RefSeq and is a predicted model, not a curated record. The transcript is spliced from 2 exons. The coding region runs from base 191 to 661 and encodes 156 amino acids. Lineage: Eukaryota; Fungi; Ascomycota; Eurotiomycetes; Eurotiales; Aspergillaceae.
AAACAGGCACAAGUGGCUUCUGCGCAUGGUUCCACCCUCAUUUCCGAAAUUAUUAGCGACUCUACGAUGAAGAAGACGGUUUCCUGCGAACAUGCUCUUACUCAACGACUCCGAUGACAGCUUGCAAUUGAUCGCAUUAAGCAACACAUUCGAAUCAUGGGGCUGGGAGUGAUCGCUGCUGGCGUCUAAAAUGACGGUUCCUGGGUCACAUCACACAAGUCGAAAGCAAGGCAACCAUCAGCUAGAGAUCAAAUUGCAAAGGCAAAUAGCUUCAGACAAUCUGCAGAGUGCAUUAGCGGCCUUUUAUACUCAACAACGAAGAACGAAAAUAAACAUCGAUAUGAUGAGAAGACGAUAUGGAUUCCACCUCACUGAUGCUUUCUGGUCAUGCCGUGCUAUUGCGCAGGCUAGAUGCUGCUUCCUUUCUCGCCGGGAGAGUACUCAAAGGUCCAACCUUCUUGGUGUGCAACUAUGCCCCAUUGCCGGGGCCUCUACAUUACCUACUGGGCAACCAAUGAAGAACCAGAUAUUACGGCCUGGAAUUCAGACCCUUCACUUUGACAAAAUCACAGCACCACAGCUGAAUUCAUCAAGCUGGUUCCUACUGGAAGAGAUCCUCAGUGAGACCCGGAAGAAACACAACCAUACGGGUUAUAUCUGAUUCAUACAACUUACUAUUUAUCAUUCAUCUUUUAACAUAAUUCUAUCUUUACCUUAUUCUACCUUAUUCCUAUCACAUCAACCGACUCAUAUUGGCCGACACAAUGUCAGGUUCUGUGGAU